CGUCUGCAGAUUUACCUCUUGACAUUGUUUUCAUCUUUUGUUUAUAAAGGCCGGCCUUUUCUAUUCAAACACUCAUCUACCUCCUAUUGACUUGUUCGAAACAUGUUAUCAACGGAACACUCCAGCUUUUCAUUACCCGUCGUACCACCAGCUGUAUCAGAAUGGCCUUCAAGAAACGGCAAACCAAGAGUAGACUUGAGUCAACUUCAGUUGCAGCUCUCCAAUCUAGAUGCUCAACACAGUGCUUCACUGGAGUGUACAGCAGCGGCUGACACGGAGACCCCCUUAGAUAGGAGUUUUCCCACCAAGUCUGUACACAAAGGUGGUCGGAAGCAAGUUCGAUUCACAGAGGAGGCACCCACCAUCAUCGUAUAUGAACAAGUUGACAUCUUGGAAGGAGAAAUUAUCACCAAUCACUGCAACCUUCGGCGACGCAAUGUCGAUCUCUCACCAGUAAAAAAUGAUAAAUAUGAAGGUUCAUUCUCCUCCAUCCAGUCUUCCCCGCCUACACCUAUUGCUCUACAAGGAGCCGACAUUUCCAUCCAACAGGAGAAAGAAAUUGCAUUAUCAUGUGUACAGCCGUUCGACAUCAGUGUAGCUCAUACUACUCUGCCAAUUGCACAAUCGUUGACCAUUAAUACCACUCGUUCUACACCUCUUCCUAUUGAAACGGCGCCUUCAACACCACCAUCGUGGUCUCCUAAGUUGGAAGCUUUGUCUCCCAGCCCUAGCAGCGAUAGUGACAGUUCUUUCGACACCCCACUCACCCCCACGGCCUCCAAUAGCUCAGCAUUUUCGAUGUCUGGCAAACGCAUCUCCAAAUUGCGAACUCUUCUAUCCAUUCGAAGACCCAAAGGACAACAGGCGUUUUAGAAGAAUCAACAGGCGAGAUAUCCACUUUUUGGUUCUAUCUCGCCAAACCAGCUUCGUCAUUCCCCAACAUAUUUUGUACAUAAUCAGCCACCCUUACUUGGCUGACAUCCAACCCUCAUUACCAGCCUCAC
Messenger RNA from Umbelopsis ramanniana AG, 1004 nucleotides. RefSeq lists its product as uncharacterized. The record is from RefSeq and is a predicted model, not a curated record. The transcript has 2 exons. The coding region runs from base 103 to 873 and encodes 256 amino acids. Lineage: Eukaryota; Fungi; Mucoromycota; Umbelopsidomycetes; Umbelopsidales; Umbelopsidaceae.